This is a messenger RNA of Electrophorus electricus (electric eel), 1458 nucleotides long. It is a transcript of the gene aire, whose product is annotated as autoimmune regulator. Gene Ontology annotation, cellular component: cytoplasm; nucleus. The record is from RefSeq and is a predicted model, not a curated record. Gene Ontology annotation, molecular function: DNA-binding transcription factor activity, RNA polymerase II-specific; translation regulator activity; DNA binding. Gene Ontology annotation, biological process: humoral immune response; regulation of transcription by RNA polymerase II. Lineage: Eukaryota; Metazoa; Chordata; Actinopteri; Gymnotiformes; Gymnotidae.
AUGUCCCAAGUGGAGGCUUUUGGGGAAUCCGAGUUACGUUCUCAGCUAAAAUCAUCUAGAACUGAGAUUGCCAUGGCGAUCCAUGACCCUUUCCCUCUGCUGUAUGGGCUUAUGGAUCAUGAUAUCAUCUCUGGUCAGCUGCUCGGGGAGACUCUGGAGAGGAAGAAGAAAGAUGGGAUCCAUAAGGCUAUGUACUCUCUACUGUCGUGGCUGCUGGAGCAGAACGGUUCAGUUCUUCAUGCUUUCUGGGCCAAUCUAACCAAAGACUACAAUCAGGAGAGUUACCCUAAACUGCAAAGCCUGUUCUCCAGUUUGCCUAAAGGGAUGAGGAUGGAGACCAAGGCCUCCAGGAUUCCCAAGCUCGAGUUGCAGAAUCGGGCUCUGGCAGACAGGAAGAAGCGGCUCAGGGAGAAGCAGCUGACCCACCAGCCACACCACUACACCAAGAGAGCCUUGCAGGCCAGCUCAGGAGUCAAAGAGACAUCUAUGAGGAAGUCGGACAGUGCGUCUCUCUCUCAGGUUUCCGUGAGCAACAGUGUGCAGUCUGUGUCUGCCUCAGUCCAGCAUGCUGUGACUCUAUCUGCUGGAGAGCUUCCUGCAGGCUGUGGGACAGUGGAGGAGAUUCUCAUCCAACAAGUCAUUGAGUCCGGAGGAGCCAAGAAGUGUAUCAAGGUCGGGGGAGAGUUCUACUCCAGCAACAUGGAGGAGACAGCUAGCGGUCACAUGCCACAGACUGUAGAAAAUCAUGGUCACCACCAGGGGGAGCCUAACACUAGUGCAACGGACGUAGAACGUAAUGAUGAUGAGUGUGCAGUGUGUAAAGAUGGGGGUGAGCUGAUUUGCUGUGAUGGAUGCCCUCGGGCUUUUCAUCUCACCUGCCUGAUACCUCCCCUUUCCUCCAUACCCAGUGGUUCUUGGCACUGUAUGAUGUGUGAUGGUGACAGAACAUUGUUGGAAAAGACAUACACAUCCCUGCAGGCUCCCGCUCAGCCCCCUCUGUUGGAAGGUGGAUCCAGUUCCACAGUGGACUUCUCUUUCUUCUCCUCCGCCUCUCUGUCUGCAGUCACAGGCGGCAAGAGUGCACCACCUGCGGCCUUUCAGUCUCCUGACACUGAGCUGGUUGGCGUCAGGAAGUCCUGCGGGAUUUGCCACCUUGCUCAAGGAGAGCUGCGCAUGUGUGCUCAGUGCCUGCAAAGCUACCACACCCACUGCAACUUCCCAAAUGGAAGGUCUAGAUGUAUGACCUGCUCCAGAUCUUGGGUGUUAACUGAGAAUGAUGCACCAUCCAGGGCUGUGCAGUGUUCUGGUGAACAGGUUUCAGCUCACACCGAGCAGCAGUUGUUAAACAAAGACGAAAUAGACUCCUUCAUAGGGGAGAGCUCAAUUGAUGGGAUCCUGCAGUGGGCCUUUCAGAACAUUUCACGCCCCCUCUCUGAGUCUCAAGGCUACUUCCAAUGA